GGGCGAGGCGGAGCGGCGCCGUCAGAUCAGGAUGUGCAGCACUGGAGAUCAACACCGAGUUCAAUAAACCACGUAAUGGAGGCAGUUCUGGAUCUCUACAAGGGCUCAGAGUAUCUGCAGUAGUGAACGCUGUCUGGACUACCAUGUUACUCCAUGUUUCCGGCGGAGAGCAGAACUUCAUUUAUGACCUUGACACAGUGUUGCCGUUUCCGUGUCCUUUUGACGUGUACAGUGUGGAGGCCUUUAGGUUGGAUGACAGCCUUCAUCCAGAAUUUCGCAGGAAAAUCAGAAUGAUUCGGGCAGAUUUGUAUUUGAAGACGUUUGCUUCAGACAGAUCUCAUAUGAAAGAUGCAAACGGGAAAUGGCAGAAACCUCCUCCUUCAUACCCUUGCAUUGAAACUGCAGACUCCAAGAUGAACUUGGAUGAUUUCAUCAGUAUGAAUCCCAAAGUGGGAUGGGGCUCAGUGUUCCCCCUUCCAGACUUUGUGCAUCGAUUUGGCAGACAGACUGACUACAGCUAUUCCUUGGAAGGACAGUGAAGUGAAGUGAAGAAAGAAGUUCUCCCUGCUUUUGUUUUGAGUAUGUGUGUUUUGUUUUGCUGCUCUUACAUUGUAUUUAUGGUUUACAUUUCUUUACACAGAGUAAGUAUUUGGGCAAAUAGAAUACCCAAUCAGAAAUAUAAUGAACUGAAUAAAAACUUUUAUUU
Gavia stellata (red-throated loon) is the source of this 706-nucleotide messenger RNA. Its product is annotated as protein N-terminal glutamine amidohydrolase-like. The record is from RefSeq and is a predicted model, not a curated record. Gene Ontology annotation, molecular function: protein-N-terminal asparagine amidohydrolase activity; protein-N-terminal glutamine amidohydrolase activity. Bases 144 to 539 code for a protein of 131 amino acids. Lineage: Eukaryota; Metazoa; Chordata; Aves; Gaviiformes; Gaviidae. Gene Ontology annotation, cellular component: nucleus; cytosol. The transcript has 5 exons.